Messenger RNA from Arachis ipaensis, 1276 nucleotides. The record is from RefSeq and is a predicted model, not a curated record. Lineage: Eukaryota; Viridiplantae; Streptophyta; Magnoliopsida; Fabales; Fabaceae.
GAUGAUCGGCCCGCACCGCCGGCAGCACCCAACAUUGUGAUGUCGUCGAAGGAUCACGAUUCUCUCUUCAGCGGUGGUGGCAUCAGCUUUCUCUCUGGAAGUCGAAAUGGAAGAUUUAGCUAUGGAUAUUCCAGUUUCAAGGGUAAAAGGUCUUCAAUGGAGGAUUUUUUUGAGACCAAGAUAUCAGAGGUUGAUGGUCAGACUGUUGCCUUUUUUGGUGUUUUUGAUGGUCAUGGAGGUUCCCGAACUGCAGAAUACCUGAAGGAUAAUCUGUUUAAAAAUUUAAGUAGCCAUCCUGACUUUAUCAAAGACACAAAGACUGCUAUUGUUGAAGCAUUUAAACAGACAGAUGUUGAUUAUCUCAAUGAGGAAAAGGGCCAUCAGAGGGAUGCUGGGUCCACUGCAUCAACAGCUAUGUUGUUGGGCGACCGAAUUCUUGUUGCAAAUGUUGGCGAUUCCAGAGUAGUUGCAUCCAGAGCUGGUACAGCUGUUCCUUUGUCUAUCGAUCACAAACCUGAUAGAUCUGAUGAGCGUCAAAGGAUUGAGGAGGCAGGGGGAUUCAUAAUUUGGGCAGGGACAUGGAGGGUUGGUGGUGUUCUUGCUGUUUCCCGUGCAUUUGGAGAUAAACUUCUUAAACCAUACGUUGUUGCUGACCCAGAGAUUAAGGAAGAAGAAAUAGAUGGUGUGGAUUUUAUCAUAAUCGCCAGUGAUGGUCUUUGGAAUGUCAUAUCAAACAAGGAGGCGGUGUCUUUAGUACAAAAUAUCACAGAUGCAGAAGUGGCGUCCAGAGAACUCAUUAAAGAAGCUUAUGCGCGAGGAAGCUCAGACAACAUCACUUGUGUCGUCGUUCGAUUUGAUCUCUCCUGAUCCGACUCCAUGCUUUUCAGGUGUCUGCCAUUUCUAUGAACUGAAAUCCACUCAUUUUGUAGUUUUCUUAUGUUGGAGUGUAUUACUUCUCUUAAUUUUUUCUCUUCUUGACGGUGCAGUUUUAUAUAUUUUAUUCAGAUAAGGAAAUAGUUAUAGAUGCAUUUGAUUUUACCCUUGAAGGAUGAAAGCUCCAUCUCCAGAAUCCAGUUUUAUGUUGGAAGACUUGUUCCCUUCAUUGAUACACAUGAUAUUCUAUUUGUUUGUUUGUUAUGUUGUUAAACCCUCCAACUCCAACACCCUAAAAUGAAAGCGUGGUGCUAUUGAAGUCAAACCUGGGUUGUGUUGCAUGUAAAUCUCACGAAAUAUAAAUACACACGCAUUGUUUCUUCUUGCAAAUGAUUGAACUUCA